CACACACACACACACACACACACACACACACACACACACACACACACACACACACUCUCUCUCUCUCCGCAUUAAUCGCCAUGGACGCGGAGCUGAAGGCCGUGGAGCUGCAGGAGGUCCCUGAGCUGAAGAUGGAGGAUGAAGAGGAGCUGAAGAUGGAGGAUGAAGAGGAGCUGAAGAUGAAGGUGAAGGAUGACGCUCUAAAGGAUGAAGAUGCGCUGAAGGUGAAGGAUGCCGCUCUGAAGGAUGAAGAUGAUGAAGCUGAGCUGAAGGAUGCUGAUGUGACCGAGGACCUGGACCAGGAGCAGCAGGAGAAGGAGCCGAUGACCGGAGGACAGCGGCCCUCUGACGCUCCUCCUGCGGGCGGAGACGCGGCCGCAGCGGCGGAGAAGAACGGCUCCGUGAAGCUGAAGAUUCCCGAGGAGACACCGGAGGAGGUGAAAUUCACCGGACUGAGCAAAGAGGAGCUGCUGAGGGUGGCAGGGACCCCGGGCUGGGUGAGGACUCGCUGGACGCUGCUGCUGCUGUUCUGGCUCGGCUGGUUGGGGAUGCUGCUCGGAGCCGUCCUCAUCAUCCUGCAGGCCCCUCGCUGCAGAGAUCUGCCCGUCACCAGCUGGUGGAACCACGGCCCUCUGUACCAGAUCGGAAACGUCCAGGCCUUCACCGACGGACGAGACCUGAAGGGUCUGGAGCAGAAGGUGGGCGCUCUGUCUCAGCUGAAGGUCAAAGGUGUGGUGGUCGGGCCGCUCCACGUCGCUCCGCCUGACGAAGCCGUGAGCCUGAGGUUCGAAGAGAUUUCCCCCGAGGUCGGAAACCUGGAGCAGUUCAAAGGUUUCGUUCAGGCGGCUCACAAGAAGGGUAUUUCUGUGGUUCUGGAUCUGACUCCAAACUACCAGGGAACAUCUGGACCCUGGUUCUCCAACGUCAGUGUUACCAACGUGGCAGAGAGACUGAAGUCUGCUCUGGUGUUCUGGUUGGAUGAAGGUGUGGACGGCGUCCAGCUGUCCGGGGUGGAGCGUGUUUCCACCAUAGUGCCGUCUCUGUGGGCCGACAUCCGAGCCAUCGUCCAGAACGGGACGGAGCAGCGUCCCGACAAAAGAGUCCUGAUCGGGAUCACAGAUCGAUCCUCGGUUGAGGACGUCUCCUCUCUCCUCUCCUCCACUGGUGUCGACCUCCUGAUCUCCAGAGUUCUCCGUCCUGGAGACCCGGAUGCCACGGAGCGUGCUCAGUCCGUCCAGCGCCUGUAUUCGUCCCACAGCCAGACCCAGCUGGCGUGGAGCCUGGGGGGUCGGACGGAGGGUCACCUGGCGUCGCUGGUGGGCCCGGCUCUGGUGAAACUGCAUCAGCUGCUGCUGCUCACGCUGCCGGGGACGCCCGUCUUCAACUACGGAGACGAGAUCGGCCUGAUGGACGAGGACACCAAGUUUCCCAAGAUGCUUUGGGACUCUGAUGACGCACUGAACGAGACUCGACAGGAGGAGAGGGCCGAGCGUCUGUCCUGUCGCAGUUUCUUCCGUAGUCUGAGCGAGUUGCGAGGUAAAGAGCGCUCCCUGCUGUUCGGGGACUUCGUCCUCCUCUCUAACUCCUCCUCCUCCCUGGCGUACCUGCGGGUCUGGGACCAGAGCGCACGUUACCUGGCCGCCUUCAACUGGGCGGAGGAGGCGACGCUGCUGCAGUUGAGCGAUGCGACGCUGCCCCAGCAGGCGGCGGUGGUCCUCAGCACCAACAGCAGCGUCCUGCCUGCAGAGGGCAGCGUGGACCUGACCAACCUGCGGCUCGGCCCCGGACAGGCCGCACUCCUCAGGUUUCCCUACGCUGGAUAGAUCACUUAUUACCUCCAGACAGAAUGAUGAUUAAAGCCUGAUUCAGACUGAUCCAUCAUCCAUCAUCCAUCAUCCAUCACCCAUCAUCCAUCAUCCAUCAUCCAUCAUCCAUCACCCAUCAUCCAUCAUCCAUCAUCCAUCAUCCAUCACCCAUCAUCCAUCAUCCAUCA
This is a messenger RNA of Hippoglossus stenolepis (Pacific halibut), 1993 nucleotides long. Its product is annotated as 4F2 cell-surface antigen heavy chain. NCBI's taxonomy places the organism in Eukaryota, Metazoa, Chordata, Actinopteri, Pleuronectiformes, Pleuronectidae. The record is from RefSeq and is a predicted model, not a curated record. Gene Ontology annotation, biological process: amino acid transport; carbohydrate metabolic process. The coding region runs from base 81 to 1823 and encodes 580 amino acids. The transcript has 9 exons.